AUGAUAUCAUAUAUUUAUAUAACGGUGCUUUCAAUAUUGGUGCUAAAUGUGUUAAAUGUAGCAUGUGUUAGCGUUGAUAAUUGGCCUAAUCUUUCACCACAGAUUGAAAUAGCUCAAAGGUCUCAAAGAGAUGUUGGCAAGUAUCUACUGAUAGACCAGGUUACAGGGAUGGGGGUUUCGCUUAAUAGUCUUGUUUUCGAUAAAGAGGGAUAUACUUUGGAUGCUCUUAAUGAUGUAAGCACAUUAUUGGAUGUUGGAGUGCAAACAUUAAUGAUUAAUCUAUACUGGAAUGAAUUUACUGAAAAAUGGCAGCUUUGUCCUGCGCCAUUUCCCGCCAACAUAUCAAGCGACAUUACGACGACCAAGGAAUUAUAUUGGGACGAUAGAACUUACAAGUGUGAGGCAUCUUUGACGGUUGAUCUGUUGGUACGGACGAUCAACACGUAUUUUUCGGAGACUAAUACCAAUAUCAAGGUCAAUAUGGUCCAAUUAUUGUUCCAUUUGAAGUCAAUACGCAUAGAUCCACCAGGCCGUAACGUUUCUAGUAGUGAGAUCAAGAAUUAUAUAUCAACAUUCCAGCCCACGGAUCUGCAUUUUGUUGCCUUGAAUAAUGCUACAUUGAAUGAUAUUGUUAGUUCUUUUGGAACAUCUUUAUUCACGCCUUCAGAUUUGUCGUCCUAUAGAAGCACUAACUACAGAAAGGGAGACAAUGUCGGUUUUUAUAACGAAACCAGACAAUCCUUCCCAACUUUGAAUACAUUCUUAUUAUUGGAUUACAAACGAGUCAUGACCACAGUGAUCGCAAACGACCUAGUGAAAUCCCAGUAUACAUACAAUGUUACUAGUAGCGACAAGAAAAGCGUUUUCCUUGAGGGUAGCGGAGUAUACACGACGGUAGCAUCGCUAUCUGAUCCCGAUGUUGUCUCACAAUGCAAUGAGCUCAUUCAUUACAACCAGGACAAUAUUGAAGUUUUCGAUAAUGUAUCCUUAAAGGAACAUUUCAGGAUUGUGGUGGAUGAUAAUGGCACAUCGUUCACCAACGUUACGUUUAGUGAUUUUGUGCGGUGUGGGUUCUCUCCCAUUUUGAAUGCCUCAUAUUACAACGUCUAUAAUGACGAAGAAGAUGUCAAUGAAAUCGAGGAUUCGCUAAGCGAUAUAGUUGAUAAUUUCAUCCCUCUCUCGUUCUGGUCUUGGGCCGAGAGCCAGCUUAUUGAACCCGACAGAGGAUUAAAUAUCAGUGAUUCCGCCGACAGCGAUAAUGACGAGGAAGAGGAUGACAAUGUUAAUUACCUCUUCAAAAGAGAUCUGGACUACAAGAGCACUCAUACUGCUUUCAAAUGUGUCGUAAUGGACGAAAAUGGAUGGAAAGUAUCCGACUGCUACAGCCGACAACCAGUUGCAUGCCAGAAAGCAGACUCCCCCAACGACUGGCACAUUGAUGUGAAGAACAAACGAGAAUACUUCACGGCCUACAAAGACGAUAGCUGUCCUGACGAUUACCAUUUCGCCGUACCACUGCUGAGUAUCGAAAUGCUCGCAUUGAUGAACUACAUUGAACGGGAAAAUAUUUCGUAUCCGAUAUGGAUUGACAUGAACGACAUCACAGUUCCUGAUUGUUUUGUAACGGGUGGUCCAUAUGCCACCUGUCCGUAUCAAAUGACUGUAACAAAGCUGAAGUUAGUAGGGUUGAUUGCACCUAGUUUCAUUGUCGCAAUAGUCAUAUUGGCUCUCAUACUCUGCGAGAAGAUCUUUCGAACCAACCCAAUUCAGUCGAAUAGAAAGCGGCAUUGGAAAAAGACCAUCAACGAGUAUGUUGAGAAGUACGAUUACGAAGGGGUCCCGUCAUAA
Messenger RNA from Debaryomyces tyrocola, 1848 nucleotides. NCBI's taxonomy places the organism in Eukaryota, Fungi, Ascomycota, Pichiomycetes, Serinales, Debaryomycetaceae. The record is from the annotation of a GenBank genome assembly.